Thecamonas trahens ATCC 50062 is the source of this 2727-nucleotide messenger RNA. RefSeq names its product AdoMet-dependent rRNA methyltransferase spb1. Gene Ontology annotation, cellular component: preribosome, large subunit precursor; nucleolus; nucleus. Gene Ontology annotation, biological process: maturation of LSU-rRNA from tricistronic rRNA transcript (SSU-rRNA, 5.8S rRNA, LSU-rRNA); rRNA methylation; maturation of 5.8S rRNA from tricistronic rRNA transcript (SSU-rRNA, 5.8S rRNA, LSU-rRNA). The transcript has 2 exons. Gene Ontology annotation, molecular function: rRNA (uridine-2'-O-ribose)-methyltransferase activity; rRNA (guanine) methyltransferase activity. NCBI's taxonomy places the organism in Eukaryota, Apusomonadida, Apusomonadidae. The record is from RefSeq and is a predicted model, not a curated record. Bases 19 to 2700 code for a protein of 893 amino acids.
CCUCACUCCCCGCUCACCAUGCCUUCGAAGAAGCAGAAGAAGGGAAAAGGCCGCCUUGACAAAUACUACCACUUGGCCAAGGAACAAGGAUACCGCUCGCGUGCGGCAUACAAGCUGAUCCAGCUGAACAAGAAGUAUGAGUUCCUCUCGUCAGCGCGGGUGUGCAUUGAUCUGUGUGCUGCGCCCGGCGGAUGGCUCCAGGUGGCGACCAAGUACAUGCCGAUGAGCUCGCUGGUGAUGGGCAUUGAUCUCGACCCGAUCCAGCCGAUCAAGGGCGUGACGACACUUGUUGCGGACAUCACCACGCCGCGGUGCCGCAAGGAGAUUGCAGGUUUCCUCAAGGGCUGGAAGGCCGACGUGUUCCUGCAUGAUGGUGCGCCGAACAUGGGUAAGGACUGGACGCACGACGCGUACUCGCAGGCGUGCCUAGUCCUCGAGUCGUGCAAGCUGGCGUCCGAGUUUCUCACCCGCGGCGGCACGUUUGUGACCAAGGUCUUCCGCUCCAAGGACUACAAUGCCCUCAUCUGGGUCUUCCAGCAGCUGUUCAACAAGGUCGACGCGACCAAGCCGCCGUCGUCACGUGGCGUCUCUGCCGAGAUCUUCGUCGUCUGCCAGGACUUCAAGGCGCCUGACUCGAUCGAUCCGCGGAUGUUUGAGGCCUCGUCGAUCUUUGCCGACGUUGCGCCCAACGCCACCGUCCCGGACAUUUUCAACAACAAGCAGAAGCGCCACCGGACUGGCUAUGCCGACGAUGUCGGGUCGCUUCUGUACAAGGAAGUGCCGCUGGCGUUCUUUGUCGACUCGCUCAACCCGAUGACUGUCCUCGCCGAGAACAACAAGCUGACGACGACCGACGCCGAGUCCAAGGUUUACAUCAACCACCCGAAGACGACCGACGAGAUCCUCGCGUGCGUCGCCGACCUCCGCGUUCUCUCCAAGAGCGACUUUAAGCGCGUUCUCCGCUGGCGCAAGUCGAUGCGCGCCUUUAUGGGCCUUGACGCCAAGCCCGAGACCGAAGAGGUCGAGGUGACGACGACCGAUCUGAGCCUUGCCGAGCUGGCCAACGCCGACGAGGACGUACUCGCCGUCGAGAUGGAGCGGUUCAAGGAGCGCAUGCGCGCCAUCGAGAAGCGCAAGAAGCGCAAGACGCGGUCCCGUCUCGCCAAGUAUCGCCAGCACUUGACGCUCGCCAUGCCGGCCGGCGAUGUGAUUGAGACACCGGCUGAGGCCUCGCUCUUCUCGCUCGAAACGAUGCCAACGCAGACGGACGUCAACGCCAUCAUCGGCGACAGUGACGCCGCGCUCGCUGCCGUCGACGACGAGGAGGUUGCCGACGUUUACCUGCCUAAGGGCGUCCGCAACGACACCGAGGCGCCACCCGGCGCUACCGAGCCGCUCGAGGGCCUCGACUACGACACUCAGGUCGAGGCCGACCUCGAGGCGUAUCACGCCGACAAGGUCGAGCGCGAGCAGCGCGCCACGCCUCGCGUCCGCGUCGGUAAGAAGAUCAAGCGUGUCCGCCAGCUCGGCAUCUCCACCGAGCUGUACAUGGACCUUAAGGCCCGUGAGAUGGGCCUGACCGAGGAGGCCGAGGCCAUCGCGGCCCUCCGCCCCAACGUCGACCGCAACAUCCUCUCCUCCUCGGACGACGACGACUCGUCCAACGACGAUGCCGAUGACGACGCCGACGAAUCGUCUGACGACGACUCGUCCGAGUCGUCCGACGCCAAGUUCUUUGCCGAGUUGCAAAAGCGCCGCGCCGCUGCCGCUGCUGUCGCCGCCGAUGCCAACACGCUCAUUACCGGCCGCUCCGGCCUUGCCAACCCUAACGAUGUCUUUUCUUCCGAUUUGUUCCAGGGCCUCGAGGUUGACGAUGACGCCGACAAGGUUGUUGCCGAGAUGCGCGGCGUGCCGCCCGCGGCUGCGCCGCUCGGACGCUCGGGCGAGCGUGCGCCGGUGGCUACGGCUGCUUCUGCUGCUGCCGAGCCGUCGCGCAAGCGCAAGCGCGAGCCCGAGCGCCACGACCCGCGCCGCAUCGUGCUCGGUUCGUCUGGCGAUGACUCGUCGUCUGAUGAGCCCGAGUCCGAGUCCGACGGGGUGACAGAGUUUGAGGUCGUCCCGCAGGACCCGAUGUCGUUCUCAGACUCGGACGACAAGGCCGAGUACCUUGCGCUGGCCAAGGAGAUGGCCGCCCGCAAGCGUCGCGAGUCGCUCAUCGACAAGUCGUACAACCGGCGGGCCCACAACGAGGACAACCUGCCGUCCUGGUACGAGGACUACCUCGCCGAAAACAACCAGCCCUCGCUGCCCAUCACCAAGGAGAUGGUGGCCGAGCUCAAGCACCUGCACAAGGCCGUCAACGCCCGGCCCAUCAAGCGCGUCGCCGAGGCCAAGGCCCGCAAGAAGAUGCGCGCCGUCAUCAAGCUCGAGAAGAUGAAGCGCCAGGUCACCGCCAUCGCCAACGACACCGACCUCUCCGCCACCUCGCGCGCGCGCAUGAUCGAGCGCCUCUACCGUGCCGGAAACAAGGCUGUCGACAAGCCCAAGCGCCGCCUCGUCAUCGGCAAGCGCGCCGAGGCCCGUGGCGGCAAGUCGGUCACUCGCUCCUACCGCAUGGUCGACCGUCGGCUCAAGGCCGACCUGGGUCGCCGCACCUCCAAGAAGGUCCGCACCAAACGUGCUCGCCACCGCCGCCGGUAAACGUAGCAAUGGACCGGCCGACCGGAC